Molecule: messenger RNA, 4220 nt
Organism: Symphalangus syndactylus (siamang)
Lineage: Eukaryota; Metazoa; Chordata; Mammalia; Primates; Hylobatidae
Gene: SLC4A2
Product: solute carrier family 4 member 2
Biological process (GO): monoatomic anion transport; regulation of intracellular pH; transmembrane transport
Cellular component (GO): apical plasma membrane; plasma membrane; basolateral plasma membrane
Molecular function (GO): solute:inorganic anion antiporter activity; monoatomic anion transmembrane transporter activity
Source: RefSeq, a predicted model, not a curated record
GAGGCUGUUACCUGAAGACCUAGGUAGCUUAGCCUCAGCGGUUGAGGAACUUUGAGAACCCUGGGUCUCUCACCCAGCAACCCGUCUCAGACCCGGCCGGCCUUAGAGGCGCAGGUCAAGUCUGCACGCGGGCGAGGGUUCUGGGCGGAGCUCGCCUGCCACUACUGGCCACGCCCCCUGCCCACGUGCCACCCAGGCCCGCCCCUCCCUGCCCCCACGUGGCCACCGCUCCACAUGGCCCCCUCUGGAUUUUCCUAAGGAGUCUAAUGAUUAACCCCGUGCCACAAUCAGCUCUGCUAUUGGUCACUCUGGCCCAGAGGGGCACGUGACUGGGAAGGGGCGCAGGCUGGUCCCCUCCCCCUCCUUCUCAGGUUCACCCCUGCCGGCCAUGGACUUCCUCCUGCGGCCUCAGCCAGAGCCAGAGAGCUUGGGCCCUGGGACGCCUGGGUUCCCCGAGCAGGAGGAAGACGAGCUUCACCGUACCCUGGGCGUGGAGCGGUUUGAGGAGAUCCUGCAGGAGGCCGGGUCUCGUGGAGGGGAGGAGCCAGGCCGCAGCUAUGGGGAGGAAGACUUUGAGUACCACCGCCAGUCCUCCCACCACAUCCACCACCCACUGUCCACCCACCUGCCUCCGGAUGCACGCCGCCGCAAGACACCCCAGGGCCCAGGACGGAAGCCUCGAAGGCGCCCGGGAGCCUCCCCGACUGGAGAAACCCCCACCAUUGAGGAGGGGGAGGAAGAUGAGGAUGAGGCCAGCGAGGCUGAGGGGGCCCGGGCACUCACGCAGCCGUCCCCUGCCUCCACACCCUCCUCGGUGCAGUUCUUUCUCCAAGAGGAUGACAGUGCUGACCGGAAGGCAGAAAGGACCAGUCCAUCUUCCCCUGCACCACUGCCCCACCAGGAGGCAACUCCUCGGGCCUCCAAAGGGGCCCAGGCUGGAACCCAGGUGGAGGAGACGGUGGCGGUGGCCAGUGGCACCGCAGGGGGUGACGACGGGGGUGCCUCGGGGCGCCCCCUGCCCAAAGCCCAGCCUGGGCACCGCAGCUACAACCUUCAGGAGAGGAGGCGCAUCGGGAGCAUGACCGGGGCUGAACAGGCACUGCUGCCCCGGGUCCCCACAGAUGAGAGUGAGGCCCAGACGCUGGCCACGGCCGACCUAGACCUCAUGAAGAGUCACCGGUUUGAGGACGUUCCUGGGGUGCGGCGGCACUUGGUGCGGAAGAAUGCCAAAGGUUCCACACAGAGUGGCCGAGAAGGGCGGGAGCCUGGCCCCACACCUCGGGCCCGAUCCCGGGCCCCGCACAAGCCCCAUGAGGUGUUUGUGGAGCUGAAUGAGUUGCUCCUGGACAAAAACCAGGAGCCCCAGUGGCGGGAGACAGCUCGCUGGAUCAAAUUUGAAGAGGACGUGGAGGAGGAGACCGAGCGCUGGGGGAAGCCCCACGUGGCCUCCCUCUCCUUCCGCAGUCUCCUGGAGCUCCGCAGGACCCUGGCCCAUGGGGCUGUGCUCUUGGAUCUGGACCAGCAGACCCUGCCCGGAGUGGCCCACCAGGUGGUGGAGCAGAUGGUCAUCUCUGACCAGAUCAAGGCUGAGGACAGGGCCAACGUGCUGCGGGCUCUGCUGCUGAAACACAGCCACCCAAGUGAUGAGAAGGACUUCUCCUUCCCCCGCAACAUCUCAGCUGGCUCCCUGGGCUCCCUGCUGGGGCAUCACCAUGGUCAGGGGGCUGAGAGUGACCCCCACGUCACCGAGCCUCUCAUUGGAGGUGUUCCCGAGGCCCGGCUGGAGGUGGAGCGAGAGCGUGAGCUGCUGCCUCCAGCACCACCAGCUGGCAUCACCCGCUCCAAGUCCAAGCACGAGCUGAAACUGCUGGAGAAGAUCCCUGAGAAUGCUGAGGCCACGGUGGUCCUUGUGGGCUGCGUGGAGUUCCUCUCCCGCCCCACCAUGGCCUUUGUGCGGCUCCGGGAGGCCGUGGAGUUGGACGCAGUGUUGGAGGUGCCGGUGCCUGUGCGUUUCCUCUUCCUGCUGCUGGGCCCAAGUAGCGCCAACAUGGACUACCACGAGAUCGGCCGCUCCAUCUCCACCCUCAUGUCAGACAAGCAAUUCCACGAGGCAGCCUACCUGGCUGACGAGCGGGAGGACCUGCUGACGGCCAUCAACGCCUUCCUGGACUGCAGCGUGGUGCUGCCACCCUCAGAAGUGCAGGGCGAGGAGCUGCUGCGCUCUGUGGCCCACUUCCAGCGCCAGAUGCUCAAGAAGCGGGAGGAGCAGGGCCGGCUGCUGCCUACAGGGGCCGGGCUGGAGCCCAAAUCUGCCCAAGAUAAGGCGCUCCUGCAGAUGGUAGAGGCAGCAGGGGCAGCUGAAGACGAUCCCCUUCGGCGGACGGGGCGGCCCUUCGGGGGGCUGAUCCGAGAUGUGCGGCGCCGCUAUCCCCACUACCUGAGUGACUUCCGAGAUGCACUUGACCCUCAGUGCCUGGCCGCCGUCAUCUUCAUCUACUUUGCCGCCCUGUCUCCUGCCAUCACCUUUGGGGGGCUGCUGGGAGAGAAGACGCAGGACCUGAUAGGGGUGUCGGAGCUGAUUAUGUCCACAGCGCUCCAGGGCGUGGUCUUCUGCCUCCUGGGUGCCCAGCCCCUGUUGGUGAUCGGCUUCUCAGGGCCCCUGCUGGUCUUUGAGGAGGCCUUCUUCUCGUUCUGUAGCAGCAACCACCUGGAGUACCUGGUGGGCCGCGUGUGGAUCGGCUUCUGGCUGGUGUUCCUGGCCCUGCUCAUGGUGGCUCUGGAGGGGAGCUUCCUGGUCCGCUUCGUCUCCCGCUUCACCCAGGAGAUCUUCGCCUUCUUGAUCUCACUCAUCUUCAUCUAUGAGACCUUCUACAAGCUGGUGAAGAUCUUCCAGGAGCACCCCCUGCAUGGCUGCUCAGCCUCCAACAGUUCAGAGGUGGACGGCGGUGAGAACAUGACAUGGGCCGGGGCAAGACCCACGCUGGGGCCGGGCAACAGGAGCUUGGCUGGGCAGUCUGGGCAGGGGAAGCCCCGGGGCCAGCCCAACACGGCCCUGCUGUCGCUGGUGCUCAUGGCCGGCACCUUCUUCAUCGCCUUCUUCCUGCGCAAAUUCAAGAACAGCCGGUUCUUUCCUGGCCGGAUCCGGCGGGUGAUUGGGGACUUUGGGGUGCCCAUCGCCAUCCUCAUCAUGGUGCUUGUGGAUUACAGUAUUGAGGACACCUAUACCCAGAAGCUGAGCGUUCCCAGUGGAUUCUCAGUGACUGCCCCAGAAAAGAGGGGCUGGGUCAUCAACCCCCUGGGAGAGAAGAGCCCCUUCCCUGUGUGGAUGAUGGUUGCCAGCCUGCUGCCUGCCAUCUUGGUCUUCAUUCUCAUCUUCAUGGAGACACAGAUCACCACGCUCAUCAUCUCCAAGAAGGAGCGCAUGCUGCAGAAGGGCUCCGGCUUCCACCUGGACCUGCUGCUCAUCGUGGCCAUGGGCGGCAUCUGUGCCCUCUUUGGCCUGCCCUGGUUGGCUGCUGCCACUGUCCGCUCUGUCACUCACGCCAACGCGCUCACUGUCAUGAGCAAGGCUGUGGCACCUGGGGACAAGCCCAAGAUUCAGGAGGUCAAGGAGCAGCGGGUGACGGGGCUGCUGGUUGCCCUGCUUGUGGGCCUCUCCAUAGUUAUCGGGGAUCUGCUCCGGCAGAUCCCCCUGGCCGUGCUCUUUGGAAUUUUCCUGUACAUGGGAGUCACCUCCCUUAAUGGGAUCCAGUUCUAUGAGCGGCUGCAUCUGCUGCUCAUGCCGCCCAAACACCACCCAGAUGUCACUUACGUCAAGAAGGUCCGGACCCUCCGUAUGCACCUGUUCACGGCCCUGCAGCUGCUCUGCCUGGCCCUGCUCUGGGCUGUCAUGUCCACAGCUGCCUCCCUGGCCUUCCCCUUCAUCCUCAUCCUCACAGUGCCGCUCCGCAUGGUGGUGCUCACCCGCAUCUUCACCGACCCAGAGAUGAAAUGUCUGGAUGCUAACGAGGCAGAGCCGGUGUUUGAUGAGCGGGAGGGUGUGGACGAGUACAAUGAGAUGCCCAUGCCUGUGUAGCCGCCGCCGAGGGACCGAUGGACGAGGGGACAGGCUGGUGGGAUGGGGUUCCCCCUCCCAUGCCCCUCCCUCCUUUUUAUUUAAGUGAAUAAUUUAAAGUCCUCUCCUCCCCCACUGCCCCUGCAGUAAAGUGCUUUGGCCCCCA